Messenger RNA from [Torrubiella] hemipterigena, 3585 nucleotides. The record is from the annotation of a GenBank genome assembly. NCBI's taxonomy places the organism in Eukaryota, Fungi, Ascomycota, Sordariomycetes, Hypocreales, Clavicipitaceae.
CACCGGUCGCGCCCAGCCUGAAAUAGACGCCCGCUCGACCGCAGCAACUGAACGCCACAAGCAAACAUCAUACAGAGAAAAGUUUUUGGCCACGAAAACGAUUGGACAUAAACCCAGCUUCUCUAAACUCUGACGCCACAGAAUGAUGCGGCCGUGCUUCUAUUGGAUUCAGCCUCGCAAUGGCUGCCACACCUCGUCUAUACCCUAGUACGCCUGGACAAGGACCGUUUCUGUUUCCCUUGUCUCCUUUGCCCCUUUCCUCGUCACCAGCGUCCAGUUCUGGACGUUGACGACUAUCCUGUAGAGAUAGAUGCUAGUAUUAGGGGCUGCUGUUUAUGUUUUCUAUUUAGAAGCCAGGUACCCGGCCUCUUACACCAUAUGCGUGAUUUCUUGCGAGAACCAACAAGAGCUCUCCAAUAACAGAACGACGUCUUUUACUUUCAUCAACAGCAAUAAUGGCUCUGAAUGAACAACGUUUGACAAAUACCCAGGGAAAACCAGACGAUCUGUCUGUAUGUUACGGUCAGUUCACUAGUGGCCUUCUGAAGAGGCUACCCUCCCAAGCCCAGAGAAUACGGGAUUUCAAAAAUUAUAAGAAGAGGAAAUUUGACGAAGUUGAUGGAGAAUGUCCCUCUGAAGAAGCAGCCCAGAUGACAAUGCUAUCAAAUGAGCUCACAGCAAGGGCCGCGGCUAUAGAACUGGCCAAACAUCAAUCAAACGAGAAGUUUAUAAAGCUUGUCCACGCAAUGUAUAAAUUCGAAGACCAGAUGAUGCAUUACGCUAUAACCGAAAAGUUCAAACUUCCAGCUUGGCUAAGGCAACGCUACGGUCGACGUAUGGUACAUUUUCGUCUACCAUCGCAGGCAAAUGCCAGCCUCCGUCCGAAGCACUCGAAUCAGCGGGACGUACAAGCCACUGACACUGAAGCGGAAAAUGAGCAUCAAGGCAAUGUUACGAACAUGCCUGACGCCACCGAAGCAUCUAAUCGCGAAGCUAGGAGGGAAGAUGAAGUAGGAGAGGAAGAGGAGGGCAUAGUUUAUGCCUGCAGGAACAGGCGAUCUAGAGUACCAAGAGUGGUUACCUCACCGCCGCCUAGUCCACGCGAGUCGCCUUCGCCACCAGAGCAUCCUCUAUCUAUAACGCAUCAGGGAACCACUACAUUUGAAGAGAUAUUCAACAAUGGUCUGACGCAGCGGGAAAUCAUUGAAUUUCCCAAAGGUAUGAACAUGAGAUAUGUUCUGUACUGCAAACAAUGCAAGUAUGAGUGCAGUCGUAAGCUUACUGCAGAUUUCAAGCCUACGGAUUGCAUGCGCAGCGCCAUUGCGCACAUGCGCCCACAUAAAUUACCUGUUCCUCGAAGGUUGACUGAUUGGCAAUGCAAGCAGUACGACAUCACUAAUAUGCAGGUCCAUAUCGUUGAGACCAUGGGCAUCUUGGUACUACAUUGCACAGAGGCUGAACAGGACCGAAAUAACGAAUUCUUCUACCGGCGAGCUAUGGCCUAUGAGCUGAGCGGGAUGGUUCGGCCGGAAAAUAAUGGCCAGACACCUAACCGACCUUCCUCACGCAGAGGUAACCAUGUUGAAGACUCUGAGUUUGAUGAUGAUGAGGAUAUGCCCAUGGCCAUCGAAGGUGAUGAAGAGUCUGAUAGGGAACCGGCUAAUCAUACUCGCACCGCCCAUGUGGAAUCAGAGCCGGCCGAAUGUAUCUCUGGUCAUGUCUUGAAUGCGAACCUGGUAAUGGAAGAGAUCAAGAUUCCAGAGAGUACUUCUACGGCAUCUACUACUCAGGCAGGUGCAACCGCAUCUGCAGCAGUACCAGCCUCACUCUCAGCAUCAGCAUCAGCAUCAGCAUCAGUACCUAAAGCAACACCUGCAGCUGCAUCUGCACCUGCACCUGCACCUACGCGUGUACCUGCAUCUACGCCUGCAGCCACACCCACAUCUGCCCCAAGACAAGUACCGGGGCCAGCAUCAGUCCCUAGGUAUAUGCCAUCAAUGGCAUCUAAACCUGUGGUAUCUCAUGCGUCUUCACCAAAGCACACACCCAUGCUAUCGUCGAAAGAGCGUGAGAUAAUUCGUCGCGUAGCGCCCCAGGGGAGCCAGCCUCAAAAACCACCAUAUAUUGUACCUAUGAGGCAACUUACAGAUCAGAGAGCCCACCUUAGCCCUGGAAGCGGCUCUAGGUACAUCUAUAACCCUACAGCAUCAUCGUCGUCUACAUCUAUGGCAAAUCGCCCAUCGCCAGUCUAUGCCCAUAUGGGCGGCACACCGAGCCCUGCGCCCACUGGACUCUGAGAUGCUGUCGUGAAUAUAGUCUUGGUUAGGACGUCGAAUCAGCUUCCUUUGUCAAUUUCCUUUUCCUUAGUUACUUGUUCUAUCUCUCGCCUUUCCUAUUUGCUUCGUUAUUGUCUUGAUUUGGAUUUUGAGUGUAGGGUUCGCAGUCGAGGUUCAUUGAAAGCUACUUGUACACGGCUGUUACGCUUUCAAUAUGGUAUAUCACAAGUUUGCACAGACUAUUUUGUAAUGUUUGGUUAUAUUUCCUAAAUUCUACUUUUGGUAUUUACGUUCAUGGCAUUCCCGUGAGAGAAUGCGUGGUGGUGAUGUCACAGACUUGUGGUUCCUCUUCGCAAGUCGAACGUAGCAGGGGUCAUUAUCGUUUGCUUUUUUAUAAUAUCGUUCCAAUCGUAAUUUACAGGAGAGUCUCGCCGAGAGCGCAGCGGACAAUGGAGCAGCCGGCACGGACGGUCUCCUGGGCGCCAGCCUCGGUGGCAGCAAGAGCAGGGUUAACCUCGACAAGGUCGACGGCAAUCAGGUUGCCGGUCUGGUGGAUGCACUCGCAGAUGUAGUCACCCUCGCGGAGAGUAAGACCGCCGCGGACGGGGGUACCGGUGCUGGGAGCCCAGGUAGGGUCGAGGGCGUCAAUGUCGAAGGACAGGUGGAUGGGGGUGUCGGCGCCAAUGUGAGCAAGAGCCAUCUCCAUGACACGGCCAAUGCCGUAGCGGUCAACAUCGAACAUGCUGAAGGCCUUGACGCCGUGCUCGCGGAGGAUCUUCUUCUCGCCGACAUCGACGUCACGGAGACCAAUGUAGACAAGCUUCUUGAUGUUGAGCUGGUGCUCCUCCUUGACCCAGCCGAAGGCGUCGUCGCUGUCGCCCUUUGCAAGGCCAGUCAGGAAGGCAACGGGCAUGCCGUGGAUGUUGCCGCUGUCGCUGGACUCGGGGGUGUUGAUGUCGGCGUGGGCAUCGACCCAGAUGACGGCAAUCUCGCGGCCGAGGCGCUCGCGGGUGGCCUUGGCGGUACCGGAGAUGGUGCCGAUGGCAAUGGAGUGAUCACCACCGAGGGUGAGGGUGAGGCGGCCGGCAACGGACUGUUCGUAGGUCUUCUGGGAGAUGGCCUUGUUGACGGCAGAGACGGUGCGGGGAUUCUUCAUGCCGCGGUGGUCGGCAUCGUUGGCGACAGCAAGGUCCUUGUAGUACUGGACCUCGGAAUCACCGUGCAGCUUGUAGCCAAGCUCAGUGUUGAUCUGGCCGAGGAGACCAGACUGGAUGAGGGCCUGGGGGCCGUUGUCGACACCGGCCUUGGG